Messenger RNA from Plasmodium relictum, 555 nucleotides. Its product is annotated as conserved Plasmodium protein, unknown function. Lineage: Eukaryota; Apicomplexa; Aconoidasida; Haemosporida; Plasmodiidae. The transcript has a single exon. Gene Ontology annotation, biological process: proteasome regulatory particle assembly. The coding region runs from base 1 to 555 and encodes 184 amino acids. Gene Ontology annotation, molecular function: protein-macromolecule adaptor activity. The record is from RefSeq and is a predicted model, not a curated record.
AUGGUUGAAAUAAGAUUGAAAACAAAAAAUUCAAGCUGUAAAUUUAAUCUUGAUUUUAAUGAAGUUAAAAUACCUGAUGAUAUACGUAUAUUAAAAGAUUUAGAAAAGGAAAUUGAAAAUUCUAUUUAUCAUCUAAAAAGAUCAAAUGAAGAAAUAAAAGAAUUUGAUCCUCUUGGUAAAGAUAAUGAUCUUUUUUUAGCAUUAAAUGAAAAUAAAUUUGCUUUAAGUAGAAAAGAAGAAAGAUUAAAAAUAAUUAAAAAGAAAAUACAAAAUUUAGAAAGUUUAAAUACUUUAAAUGAAGUAAGUGUAUGUAAUGAUUCAUUAACUAAUAAAAAUAAAAAAUUAGAAAUUGGAAGUUUAAUUGAAAAUGAGUAUUUAGACGAUAAAGAUAAUGGUUCUUCAACAAAAAGUGACUUGAAUGAUAAUUUAAAAGAUGAUAAUACAAAUCAAGAUGAUCUAAAUAAUAAAGUUUUUAAUAGCACAGUUACAAUUGAAAGUGAAGCCAAUUAUCAAAAAAAUACAAAUACGGUAGAAGAAAAUGGUAUUUAUUUAUAG